AUGGCCAUGUCCAAGUACGAGACCAUCAUGUGGGAAGGAAAGAUGAAAGAGCAGAUUCUAGACCACGCCCACGCACUCUACGUCGAAAAAUACCCUGCGGGUUCAGUCUUCAACGUCAUCCAUGCCACUACCACUGACGACAAGGGCUACAUUAAAAAGGGCGCGACUCUCAUCGAGACUCAUCUUGUUGUCUACAAAGACCCCUCCACAGCACAAAAGUGGGAGUUGAUUUUCUCAAUCGCUAAGUUGACUGUCGAGGAAGGCUUGGAGGCUGUCUUGGGACAUCUUAGAGGCCGCUUGAGCGAGAAGACUAACCGCGAUAUGGAGUCGUCGUUGAAAGCUUUCGCGAAGAGCCUCGUAGAGUCCGCACGACUCCAUGCAUGGACUUCGAACCAGACAUUUGGGGAUCGGAAGGGUAUGACAAAGAGGAUGGAUGUGGAGCUUUUGUCACUACAUACACAACAGCCGUAG
Messenger RNA from Alternaria arbusti, 471 nucleotides. RefSeq lists its product as uncharacterized. NCBI's taxonomy places the organism in Eukaryota, Fungi, Ascomycota, Dothideomycetes, Pleosporales, Pleosporaceae. The transcript is spliced from 4 exons. The record is from RefSeq and is a predicted model, not a curated record. Bases 1 to 471 code for a protein of 156 amino acids.